UUGAUUCCUCUCAACAUUACUUGUAAAACAAUUUGAUGAGAAAGGAAAUAGCAAUGGUGGGUUCUCUGUUAGUGAAUGGCUUACGAGCUCUUUUCUUAGUAUUAUGCUGUUUGAUGGUAGCCACUCUCAUUUACACCAUCUCCAUUGAUGGCCUCCCUUUCCGCAUGGAACUUCUUACACCGUGGAUGAUUGCAACUUUGGUUGAUUUCUACAUCAAUAUUGUGCCUUUGGCGGUUUGGGUUUCCUACAAAGAAUCAAGUUGGAUUAGUGCAACACUUUGGGUAAUUCUGCUUAUAUGUUUUGGCAGCAUUACGACAUCUGGCUACCUUUUUAUACAAUUUCUCAAGUUGUCUCCUCAAGAAUCUUUGCAAGAUCCCAUUUAUCAGGUUUUAUUGCGCCAUACAAACAUGGAUGCUACAAAGCCAAAGAGGAAGCAUUCCCCUGUUGUGAUUGCAAGAAUCCUCUUCAGUGUUUUGGGCUUCUUGAUGCUGGGAACUUUGAUCUACACUCUCUUAACUGAUGGUUCACCUUUCCGAAAAGAGCUCCUAACUCCGUGGAUGACAGCUACAUUGAUUGACUUCUAUAUAAAUGUUGUGGCUCUGUCGGUCUGGGUUGCCUACAAAGAAUCAAAUUGGGUUAGUGCAUUCUUUUGGAUAGUCCUACUGAUAUGUUUUGGCAGCAUUACUACAUGUGCCUACAUUGUCAAAGAGCUCUUGCAGCUCACUUGGCAAGAUCCACUCUACCUCAUUUUGGUAACACAACACAACAGAAAGCAGGUAUGAGAGCACAUUGUGGUCAACAGGAUAACAAGAAGUUGAUAUGCGGAAGAUUUCUCACUGGUUUAAUAUGAUUUUCUAGCAACAACAUGGCACGGUAACUUACUUUUCUUUUAGUUGAAUAUAUGUUGACAUCAAUCAACCCAAGAUUUGAUGAUAUGAACAAUUCAAACUCCGCAUUGCCAAAUCUCCUGUAUUUUAUUGCAAACAAUUUGGAUGCUAAACAUUGUCUACCAAUCAUCAUAAUGUGAAACUUCACUUCUGGAAAAGAGCAUGAUAGUUAUGGGUGGGUAGUUUUUAUUUGUUAAUAUUCAUCCUAACUAUUUCAGUCAUAUUUGUGAGCAUGACUGAACUUGGUCAGAGCCACUAGUUUCAGAGGAAAUUGAAACUGUAAGUCUGGAACAAAUAAUAUUAUCCUACUAUUGAGA
Messenger RNA from Durio zibethinus, 1204 nucleotides. RefSeq lists its product as uncharacterized. Lineage: Eukaryota; Viridiplantae; Streptophyta; Magnoliopsida; Malvales; Malvaceae. The record is from RefSeq and is a predicted model, not a curated record.